This is a messenger RNA of Cucurbita pepo subsp. pepo (vegetable marrow), 2094 nucleotides long. RefSeq names its product transcription factor ILR3. The record is from RefSeq and is a predicted model, not a curated record. Lineage: Eukaryota; Viridiplantae; Streptophyta; Magnoliopsida; Cucurbitales; Cucurbitaceae. Gene Ontology annotation, biological process: intracellular iron ion homeostasis; regulation of DNA-templated transcription. Gene Ontology annotation, molecular function: protein dimerization activity; DNA-binding transcription factor activity.
CUUGUGGGUGCCAAUCCAGAAGAGAUGAGGAAAAGGAUAGGCGCAUAUGUCGAGACCAUACAUGUUAUGGCUGUGGUUUUGGCAUCAGAUGGAGACAAGUGCAGGCGUGGCUCUUGUUUUUUGUGGUUUAUAGUCUCUCAGAUCAUGUAAAUUCAAGUUGUUGAACAGUUUAACGAGAUCUACCAUCAUGUUAUCAUCCUGGAGUAGUGAAAUUUAAGGGAAUGAAUUCUGGGAUUUGGUGUGUUGUUGCUUGAUUCCCUGUUGUCUUCUUCAUAUAUCAUUUCUGGAAUACCAGAGCUUUCAUUCAACAACAUCUUCCAUGCCUGCCAAAUCAUUGCUGAUGAAUCUACCCAACUCAAGUCUCUUUCUCACCCCCAGUUGUUUCGAAUCGUUACAUAUCAUCGUCAGUCUCACGAUUCUAAAACGUGUUUAUUAUAGAGAGGAUAGAGAAGGGAACGAAAGAUAUCCAAAGUCGACUAGAGAAGGGAACGAAACAUUUCUUAUAACUGUGUAGAAAUCUACGUCAGGUGUGUGUGUGGGCGACCGGAGAGAAGUGGAUUGUGGCGUUGGGAAUUUCAAAUCCCAAUUCAAAUCCUGUCGGAUGGUUAAGAAUUGAAAUGUAGAAAGGGAAUGGGGAGUGUGUGGGCCUAAACAUGGGAAGCAUCACAAAAUAUUGUAAAUCUCAGUGUUUACUUUAUUUUGUUUGUUGGAGUGUUAGCGUUAGUGGACCAGUUGCAGUAUGCGAUUCUUCUUCGAUUUUCCCUCCCCACUCUUUCCUCAGAUUCCUUUAACCAUCUCUACAAAUUUCCCAUCGCUUCCUCAAUCAAACCAAAACCAAUUUCUUCUUCCGCAAUGCAUAUGUUCUAGCAUUUGCCAUGGAACACGCCUCUCUAUGUUCCGCCCUGUAAUCUGAAAUACUUGUACCCGCCAUUUUUGAGAGAUGGCGUCGUCUGAAUUCACGGAUUGGGUGUUCGAUUACGGCGCGAUUGAGGACAUCCCUGUCCCCGGCGGCGACCUACCUUCACUGGAUCUUCCUGCUUUCACUUUGCCUUCUCGCGAUUUCACUGCCUCCUUCAGGGCAGAUUUUGAUGAGCAACUUGAAAUGCCAGACGACAUAAAGGAAUCUGGAUCCAGAAAAAGGAUGAGCAGCUCUGGAUCAAAUGCAUUUGGGUCCAAGGCACAUAAAGAGAAAAUGCGAAGGGAUAAACUAAAUGACAGGUUUCUGGAAUUGAAUUCCAUCCUCAAUCAUGGAAGGCCUCCCAAAAUUGACAAGUCUGCUAUUUUGGGUGAUGCAGUUCGAAUGAUCAUACACCUAAGGGAUGAGGCUCAGAAGCUUAAGGAAUCUAAUGAAACUUUUCUGGAGAAGAUCAAUGAAAUGAAGGCUGAAAAGAGUGAACUACGAGACGAGAAACAGAGGCUGAAAGAAGCAAAAGACAACCUUGAACAGAAAAUGAAGGCGUUCAAUACACAACCAAGCUUCUUGCCUCACCCUCCUGCAUUUUCUUCUCCAAAUCAGGUUGUUGGGGGCAAGUUGGUACCCGUGAUCGGAUAUCCCGGAGUAUCAAUGUGGCAGUUCAUGUCUCCAGGCGCCAUCGAUACAUCGCAAGACCACGUUCUUCGGCCACCAGUCGCCUGAGUUGUCGGAGUUCAUUACUUCACCGGCUUUGCUUUUGAAUGAGAGGAUUCCUAUGUAUUUUCAAGAUAGAAUUGGCUGAAUAUCUGUUUUGUUAAACAAGUUUCUGCUGAUCAAAAUCAAUGCAGGUCUGCUACAAUAACAGUCUUCACCAAUUCUGUAAUCUUAUUUCCUUUCUUCAUCUUCUCCUUCUGUUUGGGUUCUUGCCUAACUGUUCUUCAGCAGCUGACAUUUCUGUAGAGAUUUUGUGAAAUAACCAACUAUUUUCCUCGUCUUCAAACGACGUAAAAGGAAGAACAUUUAGAUCAUCUUGAUGACAGGUCUUAGGAUUAUGAAUUUCCAAGAUGAUUGGAUUAAUGUCAGCUGCCACAAUUCUUGUGGACUAUGCCAUUGUGUCUGAUUUAUAGCGAUACUAGGAACAACGAACUACCAUAAUGUUAUAAUAUUGUGCAUUUUGAGUA